Molecule: messenger RNA, 1880 nt
Organism: Saprolegnia parasitica CBS 223.65
Lineage: Eukaryota; Oomycota; Saprolegniomycetes; Saprolegniales; Saprolegniaceae
Exons: 1
Source: RefSeq, a predicted model, not a curated record
AUGCCGACGCAGGUCGUCCCGUCCGAGUCCGCACCCCGCCCCGCGCGUGCCGUGGGCCAUGGCAUGGCGCUCUCGCUGCUCUACUUGGCCUUUGCGUCCACCGUCGCCGUUUGCACGUACUACUUGAGUGCGAUCGCGAACACGCCCAUUUUCCUCGGCCACCAGUACGAGAGCUUUACAAGCAACCAAUUCAACAUCCCCGUCAGAACACUCCUUCGCGCUUCAAUACCCUUUCCACUGUCGACCAGCAUGACACUAGACACGACCCUCUCUCUCAGCGACCUCCUCUACAAAAAGUGUGGUGUACGGGACGAGGCCUGUGCGACGUCGUUUCUACCUCGGUCCAAUGAGAUCUGGUACCUGGUGGCGAAAGCGUUUGCUUUGAUCCCCAACUUUGACCAGCCGCGCUUCCAGAAUUCCACCCAGACAAUCACGAUUCAGCACAUCAACAACCUCAGCGGCUGGAACAAAGCGACAGCGCAGUUUUCCAUUGACGGCCACGACAUGGCGAUUACGUGCAUGGUGCGCCGCGCGAGCUUCAACCUUGCGUCGGCACCCGCAUCCUCGGCGGUGAUCGACUCGAUCGCCUUUUGCUCACCGCGCAAAUUUGAUCCGAAUUGGAUUUGCGAAAACAAAGUGGCGCUAGACGUCGCCACGUAUGCGAUUCAAGUGAGCCGCGGAACGACCAGCUACCUUGGCGUGGCAGCGCGCAAACAGGUCUACUUGAACCCGGGACACAUCGCUACAUUCAUGGAUGGUCCGCUCGGCCCAGUGCUCUUGAGAACGGUCCGUGCAAUCGACGAGUACCAAGGCGGCAUCCUCCAGAUGCACGCGCCGUGGGACGUCCUUCCGGCAUGUAGCUGUAUAGGAACGCUGGACGAAGCCACGGGUCUUGGCUGGCUUGAGCAGAUCCAAGGCAUGGUCACGAUGACGUGGGAGUGCGACUCACUCAUGCUGACGAACGCGAUCAUACUCUGGGUGCUCGCCGUCGACUUUACGUCACUGCAGUGGGUCUACCUCCGACGCAGCGCCAUUUGCCUCGGUCCUGUCUACAUGUCGAAGAGCGUUGUCGGCCUCGUGAUCCUCUUUGUGGGUUUCUGGGGCAAUGCCAACCUCCAGACGCUCACCACAUUGCUUCACCACAAGCCUGGAUUCGAUUUGGGCAACUAUGCGUACUGUGGACCCGCUCAAAUGGCGUCGAUCGUUGGUAUCAUGACGGGCACGUUGAUUCAGACGUGGUUCAACCCGCGCCUCGUGACCCAGACGUGGCUCCUUCUCGUGUUCAGUCUGGUCAACUGGAUUCUGGUUUUUGUGCUCGAGGCAUUCGUGUUUCCAGGCAUGAGCAGUCCCGUGCCAGGACCUUGCGGCCGACGCACGUCGACCAACUGCCUUCUCUACAACAAGAUCGCGCAGACGUACUACUACUCGGCGAUCGCGUCGGGUGGUGUCGUGCUGCUUGCGAUCGCGGUCGUGUAUUUCCACGCGCUCGUAUGGUCGAAGGGCGCGUGGUGUAAGGUCCCCAGGACACACUCUGUUCUUCAAUACCUCGCUGUGAAGGACUUGACGUCUGUCGUAACGUCAGUUCACAGCAGCAUCCUCUUCACUGACGACAAAGACUCGGUUGGGAUUGACGCCGGCGUUCUCCUCAUCAAGAACAUGAUCCAAGUUUCCAGCACGGCGAUGACGCGAACCUCCAACGUACAGUACGACCUUCUCUUCCGGCUCAUACCCACCGCCCGCCUCAAGGCGUACUACAGCUCCGGUGUCGGCAGCGUGCUCGUGGUGCAUAUCAGGCAGCGGACGAUUUCGCGUCGGUCCAGCUACACACCGCUGCACACAUUGCUCUCUGGGACGACCGACGCCGAGAUCGACGAAGCGGG